Molecule: messenger RNA, 561 nt
Organism: Megalops cyprinoides (Indo-Pacific tarpon)
Lineage: Eukaryota; Metazoa; Chordata; Actinopteri; Elopiformes; Megalopidae
Gene: sdhaf3
Product: succinate dehydrogenase complex assembly factor 3
Exons: 3
Coding region: 176-550 (124 amino acids)
Biological process (GO): mitochondrial respiratory chain complex II assembly; succinate metabolic process
Cellular component (GO): mitochondrial intermembrane space; mitochondrion
Source: RefSeq, a predicted model, not a curated record
CCAGUUCGGACUCAAGACUAGCAUUCUUAAUACUACGCCUCCCUGGCACUGAUUUGAGAUAGCUCCCAAGAGGAGCGAUCGCUAGAAAGCCGGGCACUGCUGCAAGCUAGCAGGCUAGCUGAACAGGUCAAGACAGCUUAACAUAGGUGCGCCCAAGAGGAAGCCAGCUCGGAACAUGGCAACCCCAGCCCAUGUUUCCAAAGUGCGCGCACUGUACAAGAGAAUCCUGCUCCUGCACCGGUUCAUGCCCCUAGACCUGCGCGCUCUGGGCGAUCAGUACGUCAAAGACGAGUUCAGGAGGCACAAGUCGGCAUCGCCCGAGGAGGUGAAGGGCUUUAUGGCGGAAUGGGAGAAAUACAGGGACACACUGCAGACCCAGGUCCUGGAGUCAGUGGGUGGGGGUGCGCAGGCCGUGACCUUUGGGGCCGACCUCCCCGACGAAAAGCUCAAGAACUUCCAGGACGAGCAGAUUGGUCAGCUGUAUGAGUUGAUGCUGGAGUCCACCAAACCCAACCGCCAGUUCCACAUCCAGGAGGACAGCCAGAAAUGAGGACACCGGGG